Echinostoma caproni is the source of this 1785-nucleotide messenger RNA. The record is from the annotation of a GenBank genome assembly. Lineage: Eukaryota; Metazoa; Platyhelminthes; Trematoda; Plagiorchiida; Echinostomatidae.
AUGGAAGACGUUCCUGUUCGAUCAUCGGUUCAUCACGGCAGCUCAGAACCAUCGGUGCCAGCCGCAGUGGAUCAGAACAGUUUCACUCCGGCUAAAGAUCUGAAACCGAAACGAGCGAACGGUGAGGAGCCGGUCAUUUCGUCUCGGGUUCGCGAACGUCUGGCGGCCAGUGGCGAAUUGUUGCCCCGAUUGAAACUACGGGAUCGAAACUCACCGUUAAACAGCCUGAAACUAUCCGAAAACGGAUCCGUAUUUAAUCGUUCCACCAGCUCCGGUCCUACACCGACACCAACCACGGCUAGUUUCGGUGCCUCCGCGGACACUUUCGGCUUUUUGAAACAGGACUCGGAAGCACGUCAUCUGCUCGCUCUGGCUUUAAAAUCGGAGAAAAAGCCAAUCUUAACUAGCUGGCAUUAUUUGAUCUCGCAUCGAUCCGGUGUCCAUCUCCCAAUACCACCAUCAUCAACCCCAUCGUCGGCGGGACCGAACUCAGUUGCUGCUAACCGAGUCGCGUUCAAGUCUCCAUCCCCAGUUCCUCCGACCACAGCGAAUGUGAACGGCAAAGGGGACGGAACUGAAGGCUCGGUCGCAUUCCCGAGCAACCGGGAUGCGUUUGAAUUGGAAUUAUUAGAGUAUCAAGGCGGUUUGCCGGGCACCGUGUCCCUUCCCAAUUCACCUCUGUUGUUCGAAUUCAUACGCAUAGCCUGUCUGAUGAUGUGGGCCGCGUUUGAAAAACCAUUGUGCGCACAACUCUCACGUCCCCAUGAGUUGCUCGCCUGGCACAAACUGAUCGGAGACGCGGUCGCCGUGGCUGUGAACAAUUUGACCGCCCUGGACGAAUAUGGAGAUGUACGUCACCCGGGGUUAGAUGGAAUGCUUCCGGAAGGUCGUGUCUUACCGCUUCGUCGACAUCGCACAUUCGCUGUCCGUGGCGGGGGUGGAAGUUCCCAGGUUCGCGAUGAACUGUUGUCUCGAAAAGCACUCACUCAAUCCCAGGAUCAGUUUGAGCCGAACACACCGUUACGUUCCCGUGUUCGACCAAUGAGUAUGGCGUAUCACUCAAACGAUCGACAACGCACGCUCAGUUUUGAUUACCUCCAGCCAAAUGAGACCGCAGUCACUGGGCCUAUUCCGACCGAUGCAGACACAGCCGCACGACGUCGUGCUUCGUUUGCACGGGCUUCAGAACGCAGUUCCCUGUUUCAGCGCUCCACUGGAAAUUUGGGUAACUGUCCAUUGGCGGAGGACUUGAAUGAAGACAGUCCUUCACUGAAAACCGUCGACAUGGAUACGGGACAAUCGUUGUUCGGGACCACAGCACACUUGCGACCUUCUCGUCGGUAUGCGGUUAUGAGCAGUCAAAUCGAGGAGGAGCGGGAAGAAACUGAAAGAUUGAGCGGAGAACUGCUUCGAUUAUCCACGCAACACAACCGGUUGCUCACAGCUAUGAUCCGACAGAGACAGUCAGAAGUUGAUAAUCUCCGCGCUCUGGCUCCCGAAGCUGUCACCUACAACCAGGUGUGUAAAUUGACACUCGAAUUCAGUCUGUUCUCGGCCCGUUCUACACGUCGCAUCAAUGACUUUCUCCCUGUUUUUGCCUACACAUUCUUCAUUCAUCCACAGCUCAAUUCACAAGGCAUCACCAAUGAAGAGGACUUCCUUCGAACCGCUACCAAGGAUGAUCUUUGGCGCCUAAAUUUGAGCGGGGGAGCUAUUCUUCGCAUUUGGAACAAACUGUCUGAGUUGCGCCAGGCUGCCUCAAUCACCGCAGUUUCACAGUUAUGA